UCAAAGUGCUAUCUUAAAAACUUUAUCUUAUUACUUGACAGCUGGCGUUGGCGUUAUGGCUAAAUUAUGCACAUUGCAACUCUUUUCGAUCUUUAGACAGAUAUAUUCAUGUGCCAUUGGUGUUCAAGACACAGACAAGUCUCAAAGCAAUCACUGGGGUUCUCAAACUGAAACAAAUUCUCCGUGGGGAGUUAAAGCAGACAAGCCUCAAACUGAUUCUUGGUCUCAAAACGUUCCCUGGGGUUCUCAAACUGAAACAAAUUCCCACUGGGGUACUAAAGUAGACAUGCCUCAAAAUGAUUCUUGGGGUUCUCAAAAUACAGACAAGUUAGACAAGUCUCAAACUAAACCAAAUUCUCAUUGGGGUGCUCAAGUCACAGAUAAGACUCAAAAUUGUUCCUGGGGUUCUCAAACUAAAACAAAUCCUCCCUGGGGUGUUAAAGCGGACAAGCCUCAAACUGACUCUUGGGGUUCUUCUCAAAGUGCUAAAGCCGAUAAGCCUCAAACUAAUUCUUGGGGUUCUCAAACAGUUAAUAAAUCGCAAGCUGAUGCAAAUUCAUCCUGGGGUGUUAAAUCUAAUAAGUCUCAAAGUGAUCACUGGGGUUCUCAAACCGCAAAUAAGUCGCAAUCAGAAACAAAAUCAUCUUGGGGUGCUAAAGCCGACAAGUCUCAAAGUGAUAAUUGGAGUUCUCAAGCUGCUAACAAACCACGAGCUAAUAUAGAUAAGACUCAAAAUAAUCCAAGGAAUUCUAAGUUACAAUCCGAAACAAAUUCAUCUAGGGGUGUUAAAGCCAAUAAGUCUAGAAGUGAUUCCUGGGGUUCUCAACCUGCAAAUAAGUCAGAACCAGAAACAAAUUUAUCCUGGGGUACUAAAGCAGACAAGUCUCAAAAUGCUCCUUGGGGUUCUCAAUCUGAUAAAUGGGGCUCUCAAGCCGCUAACAAAUCACAAACCGAAACAAAUUCAUCCUGGGGUGUUAAAGCCUAUAAAUCUCAAAGUGAUCUCUGGGGUUCUCAAACUGCAGAUAAGACACAAUCCGAAGCAAACACAUCUUGGAGUGUUAAAGCCGAUAAGUCUCAAACUGACACUUGGGGUGGUUCUCAAGCCGCUAACAAGUCACAAACCCAAGCAAAUGCACCCUGGUGGUAG
Racocetra persica is the source of this 1147-nucleotide messenger RNA. The record is from the annotation of a GenBank genome assembly. Lineage: Eukaryota; Fungi; Glomeromycota; Glomeromycetes; Diversisporales; Gigasporaceae.